Messenger RNA from Saprolegnia diclina VS20, 924 nucleotides. RefSeq lists its product as hypothetical. The coding region runs from base 1 to 924 and encodes 307 amino acids. Lineage: Eukaryota; Oomycota; Saprolegniomycetes; Saprolegniales; Saprolegniaceae. The transcript has 2 exons. The record is from RefSeq and is a predicted model, not a curated record.
AUGAAUGGCGAAGUGCUGGUGGGCAUCCUCGGCGGCGUCGGGCCCGCGGCCGGGCUCGUCCUGCACCAGGAGAUCCUCCGCAACACGCUGAACGACGGGACCGACCAAGGCCAUCUCGACGUCGUGCAUAUCUCGCGCUCGUCCGACAUGGCGGCGCGGCCGGCGUACCUUGCGCAGCUUGAAGCGGGCGAGACCACGGCCGACGACGACCAUAAUGCGAUCGAGAACCCUGCGUACGGCAUGGCGCGCAGCUUGAGCAUGCUCGUGCUCGCGGCUGAAGCGCGGUCGGCGCGCCUCAUCGUCGGUGUGCCCUGCAACACGUUCCAUGCGUCGCCGAUCUGGGACACGUUUGCUGCGCUCGUCGCCGCCGAGCACGCCGACCACGUGACCUUGCUGCACAUGCUGGACGAAGCCGUCGCGAUGAUCGGCAGGCUCGCGCCCCACGCCACGACCAUUGGCGUAAUGUCAACGACCGGGUCGCGCCGCGCACGCAUCUUCCACGACCGGCUGGAACCCGCGGGCUACACGGUGGUUCAAGUCCCCGACCAUGUCCAGGACGCGCUCAACGACUCGAUCUACAACACCGAGUGGGGCAUCAAGAGCACGUCGCCGAGCAUCCACCCGCGCGCUGUGCAAAACUUUCAAAGCUACGCCAAGCUGCUCGCGCACAUGGGCGCGCAGGUCGCGAUCCUCGGCUGCACAGAGAUCCCACUCGCGCUCACAGGCUCGGAGAUCUAUGGCAUGCUUCUCGUAGAUCCGAUGGUCGCGCUUGCACGGGCCAUGGUACGGUCGGCCGCCCCCGCCAAACUCGUGCCCCUCGACAUCAAGCUGCCGAGAGAUGUCCAUCUUGGCAAGCCAAAGCGCACGCUGAGUGUACGAAGCGACUCGGUCGACCUCACGGACGCGUGCGAGACGCUCCGAUGA